Messenger RNA from Aethina tumida (small hive beetle), 529 nucleotides. RefSeq names its product UPF0235 protein C15orf40 homolog. The record is from RefSeq and is a predicted model, not a curated record. Gene Ontology annotation, cellular component: cytoplasm. Lineage: Eukaryota; Metazoa; Arthropoda; Insecta; Coleoptera; Nitidulidae. The transcript is spliced from 4 exons. Bases 96 to 527 code for a protein of 143 amino acids.
UAUCCGUAAACAUAACCUUAAAAUGUCAUGUCACAACAGCUUUCAAAAAUAUUAAAACUACUUCAUAGAUAAAUAAUAACAAACAAAUGUGGUAAAUGUUUUCAUUGAGGUUGGGACGUUCCUGUGGCAAAAUAGAAAAUAUUUUGAUAGCCAACAUGUCUAAGAAAAGCAAAGGCAAAGCCGCAGAAAAACAACAACCAAAACCUGCUCAAGAAGAUUUAGGUCCAAUUCAAAAGGACAAGUCUGAUAACAUCCUUAUUUCAAUAUUAGCAAAACCAGGUGCUAAACAAAAUGCGAUAACUGGUAUUACAUCUGAAGGUGUAGGCGUACAAAUCAAUGCUCCCCCAAGUGAGGGGGAAGCCAAUACGGAAUUAGUAAAAUACAUGGCCUCAGUUUUGGGUCUUAGGAAAAGUGAUGUAGUAUUUGAUAAGGGAUUUAAAUCAAGGUCCAAAACAUUGAAAAUAACUGGCUUGAUAACAUUGGAACAGGUAAAACAGAAAAUUCAAGAUGAAAUAAAUGCCACUUAAUA